Molecule: messenger RNA, 7808 nt
Organism: Vidua chalybeata
Lineage: Eukaryota; Metazoa; Chordata; Aves; Passeriformes; Viduidae
Gene: AGPAT3
Product: 1-acylglycerol-3-phosphate O-acyltransferase 3
Exons: 11
Coding region: 470-1600 (376 amino acids)
Cellular component (GO): endomembrane system; endoplasmic reticulum
Molecular function (GO): 1-acylglycerol-3-phosphate O-acyltransferase activity
Source: RefSeq, a predicted model, not a curated record
GGAAGUAGCGGCUGCGGGGAGCGGCGGCAGCGACAGCCGGGGCUGCCGCACUCAAUGAGCGACGCUCCCGCAGCCGCCCGCCCCGCUCGCCCCUUCCCCGCCUCCCGAGGGCAGCGGCGCCGAGCCAGCCCGCCGCCGCCGGGGGCUGGAGGCUGAAGCGGGCAGAGGCAGCUCCGGCUCUUCCCGAAGAGGAGGAGGAGGAGGCGGCGGCGGCGGGGACUGCAGGUGGGGAGUACUUGGAAGGAAAACAGAGUUCUUCAAGGUCAGAGGAGAGAGAGGUUUCAAGUUAACACACACAGGCAAAUGAGAAAGCAAAUCUCUUGAGACAUAAGCAGUGGUACUUCCCUGGAGGGAGGAGAUGGGGAUUCUCCUGUUGCUCUGAGUGUUGCCAGGUGCCAGAAGUGGUCCCCAGUGGUGGUGGACAGUUAUUCUGAGUGACGGCCCUUGCACACGCUUCUGAGUGGUUAUCAUGGGCUUCAUUGCCUUCCUGAAGACCCAGUUCAUAGUUCACCUCCUCAUUGGGUUCGUCUUUGUUGUCAGUGGACUGAUCAUUAACUUCAUUCAACUAUGCACGCUGGUCCUCUGGCCCAUCAACAAGCAGCUUUAUCGCCGAGUAAACUGUCGCCUUGCCUAUUCCCUGUGGAGCCAGUUGGUAAUGCUGCUGGAAUGGUGGUCAGGCACAGAGUGCACCCUGUUCUCAGACGAGGCCACGGUGAAAACCUUUGGGAAGGAACAUGUCAUCAUCAUCCUGAACCACAACUUUGAGAUCGACUUCCUAUGCGGCUGGACGAUGACGGAGCGCUUUGGAGUGCUGGGGAGUUCCAAAGUUCUUGCUAAGAGAGAGCUGCUAUAUGUGCCCCUAAUCGGCUGGACGUGGUACUUCCUUGAGAUUGUUUUCUGCAAAAGGAAAUGGGAAGAGGACAGAGAUACAGUUAUUGAGGGAUUGAAACGUUUGUCUGAUUAUCCUGAAUAUAUGUGGUUUCUGCUGUACUGUGAAGGAACUCGUUUCACAGAGACCAAGCACCGCAUCAGUAUGGAAGUAGCUGAAUCCAAGGGGUUGCCUAAACUGAAAUACCACCUGUUGCCCAGAACCAAAGGUUUCACCACUGCUGUCCAGUGUCUCAGGGGAACAGUUUCAGCAGUGUAUGAUGUAACACUAAAUUUCAGAGGAAACAAGAACCCAUCUUUAUUAGGAAUUCUUUAUGGAAAGAAAUAUGAAGCAGAUAUGUGUGUAAGGAGAUUUCCUCUGGAAGAUAUCCCUCAAGAUGAAAAGGAAGCUGCAAAUUGGCUUCAUAAGCUUUACCAGGAAAAGGAUGCUUUGCAAGAGAUGUAUAAUCAGGAAGGUGUAUUUCCUGGCAAGCAGUUUAAACCUCCUAGGAGACCAUGGACUCUCCUAAACUUUCUUUUUUGGGCCACAGUUCUCCUCUCUCCUCUCUUCACAUUUGGCUUCGGAGUUUUUGCAAGUGGAUCACCUCUCCUUAUCCUUGCAUUUCUGGGACUUGUAGGAGCAGCUUCCUUUGGAGUUCGUAGACUGAUAGGAGUAACUGAAAUAGAAAAAGGCUCCAGCUAUGGCAACCAGGAAUUCAAGAAAAAGGAAUAACUGACGGCUGCAGUUCGGCACAUAUAACCAGACUAUGGUAUCCGAUUAACUUCAGUUCAAAAACAACAACAAACACUUAGAAACUAUCUUUUUCUUAAUAACUGAUGACUAAUAUUAAUGAAUAAAACUUGAGCCAAGAAUGAAGAAGUUGGAGGCAUCGGCUGAAGAGAAUGCACCAACCUUCUGCCUGUUCAAGGAUUACUGUAGUCAAGAUGUGGGAGAAAAUCUGGGGUGGGGUGGAAGAAGAAACUAAUUUUUCUUGCUUUGUUGGGGGACUUGGGGUGGGGGAGAAAAGAAGGCAUUGGCCAUGGCCACGUGUAUCUUCAGAUGACUGAAAACUGGUUUCUGUCAAGAGCACUACACUCACUUUUACAACAGGAGCCAUUGAAUGUUUCCUCUUGCUAAAGCCAACGUAACGUUUAUUGAUUUCCAACUUCUCUUAUUAAUGAGCCAGGAAAAACACCCUCCUUAAAUGAAUUGACAGGAGUUCAUUUGGUUAGAGUCUUUUUGGCUGUGUUGUCAUGGCUACAGAUGAAAUCCUGUUUGUAUGUUACACUGACACUUUUUAUUUUCAGGCAACAUCUUAAGACUUCUGUAAUGCAGGAGAAUGGAUAGUGAAGCUUGGAAGCAGCAUGUUGUCCAUCAGCACAUCCCAUAGAACAGAUCCAAUAGGAUAACGUUCUCAUCCUAUCUCCUGCUAACUGCUCAAGGCUGUUUAAUUUCAAAAUUAGGUCUUGAGUCUUGAGUGCUGUUUGCCCUGUUUCACAUCAAACAUGUUCCAUAAUUUUGAAUCUGUUUGGGCUGUUUUGUUUUUUUUUUAAUUAGUGGUUAACUGUGAGAUUUAGAGUUGUGCAAAGAAGGACAUUUUUUCAAUUCUCCUUUUAUUUCCGUUUGCAUCUCUCAUUACCAAAGUCCACUUCAGCCAACCUCUCUCAGUAAACUGGGAGGCAGCACUAGAAAUCAGCACAAUAGUUUUCAAAAUGUCUUCUUUUGUAAAAAAUGUGAAAAGGAGAGGUCUGUAGCAGUCAAAUUUUGAAUGCUGGCAUCUCUUGAACUUCUAAUGAGAGUUUAAACAUGGAUUGAGAUGGGGCCAGGACUUUACCCUCUGUGUGUCAGGAUAGGGUGUGCUGCUCUUUCGACUUGGUCAUGCUUUAGGUGUUCAUAUGAAGUUUUUUGCAAGGUGAGCUGUGCUGUUAAAGCAUUAGAAAGAGUAUAAGGUCUCUUCAGGGAUUUUAAGUAUCUUUAGUUUUGCUUGUUGACAUUUUGGUCUUUUUCACUGAAAAUCAGAGCUCAGAAUCAUGUCUGUACCUGUCUCCUUUUUUCCCUUCUUCCUUUCCUUUCCUUUUUUUACAAACGCACAUUUGGAGGUUUCUGUAGGUUGCUGCUGUAUGCAUAGCUGGAGAUUUGCAAACAGGUGGUAACUAUACCGCUAUGUUCAAGUCUGAAGUUCACAAUCUGCAUUUGGCUGCUCACAGAAGAGGGUGAAAUGAGUUGCAGAUCUACAGCUGAGGGCAGAAGCUAACCCUCAGGGUCUGUAUCUUUAACCCAGCUGCCACUAGAAUAUUUAUCUCACUUUUGUAAAGAGCAGAUUUUAUCAAAGCACUGGUUGUUGUUUUCAUCUUUGCUCCAGUAACCAAGAUAAGAGAGUAAUAAUUUACCUUCUUUCCAAAUUUGCUCUUAACUGUUGGAAUGUAACCUCUUCUCCCACAGGUUCUUCUGUUUUCAAACACUGGAAGAGCAAUUUUGUAACGUAGAAAAAUAUUUUACUUGGGGUCAUUAAUCACUUGUUCUGUCAUGCGCUUGAUUUUUAUUUGUGGUCUUUUCAACAAGAGCAUUUGAAGGCUGACCUGAGUUUUGUCUGUCUCCUGUUAGACUCCACCUCGCUGAAUCCUUGUACCCAGACCCACAAUGUUAGUGUGUCAUCUUUGUCCCCUCAAUAAAUCUUCCCUAAGAGAGGGACUGCAAAUCUGUUGCAAAUGUUAGUGGGAUUUGAAACAUGCUUUGGGAACUGGGGAGAGCAGAGCCUAGCCAUAACUCUGUUUUCCUUGCUGGAUGUUUUUGUACUUAGUCUUCAAAUACAGUCAGACAUCCAAAUGCUGAUAAAGUUAACUCUGGCUUUUCCCUGUUUUUAACCAGAGGACUGAGAACAGUGGGGGGUUCUUUUUUCUUUUUUUUUUUUUUUCUUAAGUAAUUCAGUAAUGGGUAUAGGUCUUGCUUCCUAGAAGGAUGUUACAAAUGCUGUAUACUUGCUUCCUGAAGAUGAUAUUGAGUAUCUAUAAGUUGUACUGGCUUAUCAGAAGAGGCUUGCUAAGCAGGCUGACCACUGACUAUGUUUUAUACUUACAUUUUGAACAGUAUAUUAAUGGGCAUGAUGAGAAUUUCACAAAAUAAAUCCCUUCUUAAUGCUGAGAAGAGGGGAGCUGCUUAGAGGAGAAAGGAAUUAAUAGCCUUUCUCUUUACAGGAUCCUUUUCUCCUCUUAGUGCAUGUAACUCCCUAUUCAGGAUCAUGGGAUUAGUGCAUGUAUAUCAAGAGGAGAAUAAUCAACAUUUCAUAUUUUCUUAAAACUUAUUGGUCAUGCUUUCUUUCUGAAAAUGUAAUAAAUACAUCAUCAGAUACUCAAAUUUUGCUCUUCUAAACAGACAUAUCAGUAACCACUUGAAAAACUGAAAUCUACAGCAGUGCACAAAACAGUACAAAACCAACACGAAUCUCUUAAUUUUGAAUUUUAUCUCUCAAAUAGGGGUUUUUAUACUCGCGCGCGCACACGUACACAGAGUAUGUAUAAAUUAAAAUGACUGGAAAUAGCUGAAGUUAAUGUCACUAAUGAAGAUUAGCAGGUGGAUUGGAUUGGAAAAGUGAGCAUAGAUUUUAUAUCUUAUUUUCUUCUGGUUUAAUAGAGCAUAGCUUGUAUAUUUGACUACCAAGCCCUUUAAGAGCAAUAAUAAACAAAAAUAUAUAAUGUUUUUCGUCUUUUGCUUUUCAACCAUGCUAGGUUUAAUAAACUUACAGCUAUGGGAGUGUUUUUUAUCUCCAUCUUUCAGAAUUUUAAUUUAUUGCUUAUUUAUUUGGAGUAAAUAGAGUUUUCCAGUAUGGACUUGCAAGCUGACUGCUAUGGAGUUCAGCACUGACUCCGAAGAGGAGUGGUUCUCAGACUAACAUGGACAGAUUAGAUAGAUGUAUGCUCUUGGCUUUGGCAGCAUUUGUCAUUGUCACCAACAGCAAUGAUGCUUCUCUCCAAGUGGGAUUCACAAUUCCAAAGGAGCAUCACAUUGACCUGCAUCUGAGAACCUGGUGAGAGAGCUUGGGGACUGCUGGCCAUGUGGCAUCUCUGAGUUAGAAAGGCACAAAGAGCUAAUGCUGAAGAAGGAGGUGGUAUCCAGAGGCAUUGGCUCGGUAGGAUUACAGUUCUCUCUUGCUCAUUGUGGGCUGAAUGUGCUCUUGCAAUUGACUUUGCAUCACUGAGCAAAAUAUCUGUCUCUGGCACAAAGAGCAUGGGCAAUAUUCCUUUGUUCUGCUUUAACUUAUCUCAAAGGGCUCUACACUGCUGACCAAUGAAUCUGACUGCUGCCUGUGUCCUAAUCGCCUGGUAUUCACAGGAAAAGUGAGUGUGAUUGCUCACUUCCACGUGGUACCUCUUGUCUCCAUCACCAAUGUCUGUAUAUUUGCUCACCUGUAUCUUCUGCAGAUAGUUUGGUUACAGCCUCUUAGCAGGAACUCGGAGCUCUCCAGUUCAACCACUCCUACAGCAGUUGUCUCACAUGGCUGGGGUUUUCUCUUCCUGAAUUUUGGUGCUGGUUGACAGCUCUAGAUCUGAACUGACAGGGUUGUUUGUGUUAUGUGAUAAUGCAACUUUGCUGCUUCAAAGCAAAACUUUUAGCAGGGAAAAGAAGACCUUCCCAGGCCGGUUCACACAGGCCCUGCCUACCUGGCAACAGGUCCCUGUGGUGAAAGGGAGUUGGGACAAGGUUUUUACUAAGAGUUGGAAUAAUGAGAAAGCCAGGGAGUCACUGUCCAUCAGAUAUUUGCUGAAAGUACUGUUUCUGUCUUGGGACUACCCCAAAACCUGUUUUUGCUUCAUGUACCUUUUGAAGAAAUGUGGGGUUGGAGGCUUUUAAUAAUGCUGACUUGAUGCUACACAGAGCGUUUCGGAUUGAAGACAAAGUCUGAUGUACUUUGGCAUCCUGGAGAAGUAUUUGUUAGGAAGUCUAAAGCCAAGCUUGGGCAGAUCUCACCCAAGUGUUUCAUGCAGAUGCUGGAGGCCAACACAGAUCAAAGUGAAGAAUCCAUUCCUUGAUCUCCUUUGAAGAUGGGAUGCAGCAGGAUAGCUCACAGCAUCUGCUGGAUGCCAUGUGCUUCUGUCCCCUGGUGUGAAGGUUCUGAUUCCCAGCAGACGAUUGUGGCAAGUUCUGCUGUGUGCCUGCACCAAGAAUCUCGUCCCUGUGAUGGGAAUGCUGAAUUUCUACUCCCACCCAGUAUGUCACAACUGGUUGUUCCCAUAUUCCUGAACCUUCUGAUCAUAACAGGCAGUGCUCCAGGGCUGCUGGUGGUGAGAGAAGCUGGGAUUUGAAGCAGGUAACAGCCCUGCUGGGAGCUGUGAGGGAGAAGGAACACCGCAAGGUGCAUCGCUGGGAGGAGCAGGAACACUGAUGGGUCCAACCAAAUUCUUGCUCUGAGAAAACUGAGUGAUUACCAGGAGCUUUUGCAAAGCAGAGACAACUGUGUGGGAGCCAAGCUCUGACUAAUGUGGAUGUGAGACCUCCGAGUAACAACCUAAAAAAUAACCCUUGCCAUGUUCACGUGAUUUGGGUCCGAAUUCCUCCUAAGGGGACUCCUAAGGGAUUUCAGAUGGGGACUCUCAUUCUGCCCUGUUUUUCUUUAAGGCUGGUUUAUCUGAUUGCCUCUGCAACAAGAUGCUUGCAGGCUGCUGGUUGUGUGUUAUUUGCCUGCUGUGGUUUGGAUUGAGAACAUUCUGGAAGUCAGUGUUACAGGGUCUGUGCCACAUGUAUUAGCCACCAGAAAAAGUCGUGAAAAUAUUACAUACUUCAGAAUUGGGAAGACAUGGGAUUGGCAUGUGUUUCUGAUCCUUGGCCUCUGUAGGCUUUUAGAACACUGCCUGUGUUUCUUAAAAUGUUACACCUGUAGUUACUAGCCACUGUUCUGUUUUUGAAACUAAAGAAAGAUUAUUUGUGCACUUUCACUGUUGAGGGCACUUGAGUGCAGAUAGUCUAUUUCUAAAAACCACUAGCGGAAGCAGCAUUUUAUCUUUUAGGAGAAAAGUGUAUUUUAAAAUUAGACACUUCAGCAGCAAUCAGAAUAUAAUAGUACUUUUUAAAUUUAAAUCAGAAGUAUUCUUUAGUGUGGGAAUACUUCUAAUACCACUACCAAUUUUCAAUCUUACACAACUUUUUUCAUUUUGGCCAGUGUGCAUUCUUAAGGAAAACACACUGAGUUACAAAUUACUAAAAUGCAAUUUGCGAAGGAAGGAGGAGUAGGUAGCAGAGCCUAAUCAGGAAUUAAAUUUUAGUCCCCAAGGCAUGAGCGGGUUCUGUGUACCUCCUUUAUUCUGUGCAUGUGCAUCUGUGCAGAGAGCCAAGCUGUGUCCUUUCGUGUCCCUUCGCUUCAGCUGUGUCCGAGCUGUCCCUUGUGACAUCUGAAUGCUGAACUCGCCUGAACGCCCGGCAGCCGCUGCCGGCCGGCGCCUCGCUCACUCCUCAGAUCACCAGCAAGUACUGUAGCUUUAAUCAAAACCUCUCCGAGGAAAAUCACCCUCCUUAAGCUGAUUGAUGUGUUGCAAACCUGUCAUUUGGAGGGAAGCGUAAGUCACCAGAUGAUCAUUAUUAGCCAAAUCUAACGAGUAAUAAAACUGUAUACAGGGUAUGCAUUUACUGUGCAUGUGUAUAUAUUUUUGUACAUUUUUACAGUUGUUUCCUACACUUGAUUUUAUGAUGUUCAGAAGAAGUGUGUCUGAAUCCGGUGAAAAACAAGAAACUAUUAAGAAAACCCGACCCUGUCACCUACUGUAGUUUUUAUGGAGAACUGUGCCCAAACACGCAAAUUUAUAGUGCUAUGCAAAUUUUACUUUGUAAGUUGUCUCUUAAAUUUUGCUUAAGUAGUUUACGCUGUUUUUACUGGGCUUUCAGAAAAAAGAUGAACGCAAAAGCCUCGUCUUGUAAAAUAAAAUAGCUUUGGCUGUGUGAAAGUACUGUA